Messenger RNA from Styela clava, 3841 nucleotides. RefSeq lists its product as uncharacterized. The record is from RefSeq and is a predicted model, not a curated record. Lineage: Eukaryota; Metazoa; Chordata; Ascidiacea; Stolidobranchia; Styelidae. Gene Ontology annotation, molecular function: metal ion binding; mRNA binding.
CUGGUUUUCGUCAGUUCGACCGCUUGCUCUCGAAUGCAUCGCUUGUGAACGCUAGUUAGUAUCAGAAUUUUAAAAAAAAUUUUCCGUUUCAACAGAUUGUCUAAUAUAGACUAAAACUGUUAUAUCAACUUAUUGUCUGUGCUGCGACGUGCUCUGUAUUGCAUGGAAAAUUUCAUCAUGUCGACAUACACAUCGGCGGAGUUUCAAAAAGAUUUUCAGGCUAAAUUGGCUGGCUCAGACGGCAUCGACCUGGCAUACGCUUUGAAGACGCUCGGGAACAAAGAUGCCUUCUCGCUGAUGAACAACGCCUCCUUGGCCGGCAUGUGGUCUAUUCAACGGCCGGACCUAACCCGACGCAAUUCUACCUCUUCUGUUUCUUCAAUCGCCGCGACAAGGAAUAGACUGAAUACAAGCCCGUUAACUUCAAUAGCUAAUAUUAUACCUGAAGCGAGCACUGCAACUAUUACAGCUGCUGCAUCAAUUUUAAGUUCAAUUCCACCAACGGAAGACAGUUUUCGUGGGCGGGCCUACAGUGAGGGAGCUAACUCGUUGUCUAUUGAAAACGCAUUGCAACCUCAGCAACAACCGAUUGCAUCAAGCCGGUAUAAGACUGAAUUAUGUAGGCCAUUCGAAGAAAAUGGAAAAUGCAAGUACGGUGACAAAUGCCAGUUUGCACACGGAAAGCAAGAAUUGCGACAAAUGGUUAGGCAUCCAAAAUACAAAACCGAACUCUGUCGUACAUUCCACACAAGCGGUUUCUGCCCAUACGGACCUCGAUGUCAUUUUAUCCACAACCAAGAAGAUACUACGAACCUUCCCCCUAACAAAAUGCAGAAUGGACCGACAUCGACCGGAAACUUAACUCAUCAGGCAGUUCAGAGCAAUGCAUUUGGAGCCGCAAUGAUGCCAAGGUGUGCCCCCGUCGCUGUUCCACAACCACACAUAUCCGAAAGAAAUCAUUUCAAUCACCGACCUUCACAACUGGACCUUUUGAAGCAACUCGAAGCUGGAUCUAACUUCGGCGGUAUGUCGUAUCCUCAGCCAUCACUGAGCCCACCAAACAACUCGCCGCCUUAUUAUCAUGGAGACAUCGGUUCGACCGUUCUCAUGUCACCCACUUCGCCGAAUUCUGCUACAAACGGAAGUAUGUUCAACUUCAAUAUUCCGUUUCAGAAUGAUCGAAUACCCUCCACUGCUAGUGACCUAGCUAGUAUGCUGUCAGGAAUGCCACAAUAUGAAAUGCAGCAUUCGCCACCAACCAUGUCCACUUUUGAUAUGUUUCGCUCUCAGGGAAUCCAAGAAACCACCGUGAAUGACGAUAGCGCCUUCGAAACACCGCCCGACUCUGACCGUGAAUCUUUGACGGGAUCUCCACCCGAAAAGCAAAGGCUUCCAAUUUUUAGAUGUCUUUCACAGUCGGAGUAACUCGUGUCGGGUCACUGAUUGGCAAAGGUGCAGUUUGCUAGUGACUUCAGUUUCUAGUGACAUGCUCGAUUUAGCUCGCUAUUAUACUUCGAGUAACCCGUCAAAUGGGAAAGACGGAAUCGGGCAUUUUUUUAUUGUGUUUUAUUUUAUUUCUCAAGGGAUUUGCUGAGCAGUGCAGACGAACUGUAAGUGCCUUUCUUGAAAUUUUCUUUUGAUGUUAAAUUAUUAUUAUUGUGAUUCUGUAGAUAAAAAUGCACUUCGGCAUAUUUGGGCAACUCCAACAAAAUUAGCCUGCGUUGGAUAUCGCAUCCCGAUUACUGUCAUUGUCAACAGUUUUUUCACUAACGAUCACAACUUUUGGUAUUUUGUUUUUUUUGCCAAGACUUUUAGUGACUUUGUCUGUUUCCAGUACUACAAUGUUCAAUUUUAAACCAGUUUAUUACGCUUUUGUCGAAUAGCCACUUUCUAUUUGUUUUCAUUUAUUUUAUUUGUUGCUUCUAUUGUCACUAAUUUAUAGUACUUGUAUUUUUCCAUACAAACAAAGUAUACCGUAUACUAGCUGCUCGUGAUUGCUGCAUCUGCCAUGCCUUUUGCCAGAGUGGGUUGCAGUUUUAACUGGUUUAGAACGACAAGCCCAUUUAACUUCAAGGCACCUGUCAUGUUGUAUAGUAUGUUAGUGUUGUAUUGACAAAAGCCCACAACCCCACAAAAGGUGUAUUGACAUAUUGGUGGUGUUUAGAAUGGUCUUCGCGGUAAAAGUAGAAUUGAUUUUCAGUAUUGUUCUUGUUUGUCAAGCAUAAGCUAACUAUGGUUUUUGUCUCGGACGACCCAUACAUAUAUGGCACACAUUUGGCUGUGCAUGCGUAUUUUAAACUGCCAUAAAGCGACUUGAUAUAUUUGUAACCACUGUGUUGAUAAUAAUAUUAAUAAUAAAUUCUUAUGUCAUAAUGAUGCGAUUUUAAAUGCAGUUGACUACGGUGCUUCGCCAAGACGCACGACGCGGUGGGUUGGUAUAUUUUAGUCUGGUACAAGUUCUGUAUCCGCUGCUGAGCGUAUAUGCAUGCAUAUGGCUGCCAGAAUGGUAGUUCGACGAUUUGAACGGCCGGAAGGACUAGCAAAGUUUUCGCGUCCGUCUCACCAGCAAGCACUGUAAAUCAUUUUUAAAUUCAUAGGAAAAAUGAAAUAUUACGUUUAUUUUUAUGCCUGUUUUAUUUAGCUUUAGUUUUUGGAAAUGUCUCGGCCAAAUGGUGAAGCAUAAGGUGUGAGGGAAAUCAAUUCCCUGUGUUUUGAAGGCCUACGAUUGUAGUAUUUAUAUUUUUGGCGUCAUAAGUUAUUGCUUUUUUCUUGAAAAACACACUAUACUAACCUUAGUGUUGAUUGCUGUUUUGUGCUGUUGCCCAUUUUUUUCCCGCUUAUGAUAUAUCCCAUUUACUAUGCUCAAGUGUAUACGUUAUUAUCGUUUUUUCAACAAUAUAUUACAGUUUCUAUUUAUUGUCAUUUUUUAUUCAUAAGUUGCUCGAACGCAUUCCUUUAUCCGCUUAUUUAACUUAAUCAUAAUUUAUGUUCUUAAUGAGGCGCGAGUGAUGGGUUUUAUUUUUGCGUUAACGUAAAUUUACACUAUGUGCGUGUUCGAAAACGCUGUGAUUGAAAAUAGUGUUUUCAUUCGUUAAUUUUGAUGUGCCGAGUUGCAUUAUGAAUGCAAUUGCUGCAUUUGCCGCAUACGAACACCAUUGAGCAACCACGCUGAUAGAGUCUCGUGGUUUAAAUAUUUUUAUUGUAUUAGCGCGCCGCGAGUAUACAUCCCGUCACGUGAUGCCCGAGCCCUCUCAACACGAUGUCUUGUUUGCUUGGUUUUCGUGUUAGUGUGUGUGCGCGGUGGUGCACGUUCUGCGACUGUUUCAGGAAGACAGAGCGCUGACAAAGCCUCACAAUUCCAAGUCGCACGGUCGACUCAGUAAGCGAUCAAACAUUUUACGCUGCCUGGUAUUUGUCACCUUCGAUUGAGUAGAAAAUUAAAUUUCAAACCAUGAUAAAAAAUAAUAGCAAUUAUUUGGACUUCGACAAAUUUCGAAUAGCGCCAUACAAGCUGAAUAUCAUACCACUGUAAUGCGUUUCAUCCGUCAGGGUGCUGUCGACAUUUCACUUGUUGCAAUACGUAUGCAAUCGUGAUAUGACAGCGCGCCAUCCGACUGCACUGUUGUGAAUUUGUUAUUUUCUUGUGGCGCACAAAAUUUUGGAAGAUUGAAUUUUUAUUGCAGCAGUAAUUGUGUAGUGUUUAGAGCAUUGCUGUUUUCUGCCUAUUUCAUAUCACAAAGAAAUAUUUCACUCAUGUUUCUACAUUUACAUCAUAUUGUGGAUAAUAUUUUUCCUGUCACGUGCUUUUCAACGCGAAUACAAUAAAAAGAAACGAUCAAAA